AUGAACUCCAGCUCUCAACAACCACCUUCCAAGAACGGGGAUGAAAACAACCAAAAGACUGACGAAUCCAAAGUAGUAUCCGAAACUGAGGAUUGUUUGCCAUUUUCAGGAAUGGCGGAUGACGAUGAUGAAGUAUCUCAUGAUGGUGACGACCAAGACAGAUCAAUUCCAGCAUCCGUUGAAACGAAUCAGUUUGAAAGAAAAAUCUCUGCAUUAGCUGCGGAUGGAAACGACAGCCUAAAUAACGAGGAUAAUCCACAACAAGAACCUUUGGCUGCUGACACCAACCAUUCUACUGAAAACGGGACUGCAACUACUACGGAUGAGGCAAAAAGUACUGAUGAUAUGCCAACAAUUCCGGACGACCACCAAACUGGUUCGUUUCGAUUUUAUUCAGAUGAAGGAAUAGAAGCACCUGAUGCCGGUGCUCAGCUUCGAAUCGCAGAUCAUGGUGAAGAAGAAAAGGUAUCCGAAGAUAAUCGGGGCAUCCUCUUGCCGCGUCAUCUAGCGCUUCGUUCGCAAUAUAUUGCCAGCAACUCCCAAGCCGACACUCGUAGUACCGAGACAGGUAGUAUUACUGCGUCCGUGGUCAAUGAGCCGCAUCCAGGAUUGAACAAAAACAAUCGAGUCUCCUCUCGAUUGAUACUGGCACAAGAAACCGACAUGAUUCCCGUCAAUCACAGUCGGGGAUCCGAAGUGUCCUUCAAGGUCAAAGCUUUUGAGAGCAUGAAACAACACUUGAAGAGUCUAGUACAGGCAGCGGAAAUUCAUGUACAGUCCACUCUAGAAUUGCAACAAGCUCACCGAACGUUCUUUUCGUGUCUCGCCGACAUGGCGGAUGAUACUCCCCUCAAGGGCGUGGUGGGAACUGCGGCCAAUCAUGGACAGGAAACUACGGUCUUGAAUCCCCAACAAGUCGCCGUGGAAGAAGAUUUCACUACUGUCCAAAAUGAAAAGUACAUACGAGAGAUUUUGAGGCAUGCCGAGGAUUGGUUGGAAGCUUGCAUGGUACAAGUCGAUCAGAAACAAAAGGAAUAUCAAGAACUAGAACGAAGGUAUUUUCAUUGCAAUACCAAGACGGCUCGAUUGCGCAAACGAGCCAGGAAUGCCGACUCUUGGAAUUUAGAAUUUGUCUCACAACAGAUUCAUCCGCAUCUCGAAAAGUCAGAAGCGGAAUUGGCGACGCUUAUCCAAGAACACAAGGACAAGGCUAAUGAAGUUUGCUUUCUACUGGAUGAAUUCACUGCUCAUGGAUGGAAGGAUCUCUAUCCAUUGGUCGAGAGUAGCAUGGAAUGGGAAGUGGAUCGAUUCCAGCACGACGAGGACACCAACGGACAAGUGCUCCCCGUAGCUUUGGAGACUAUGCAAGCAACUUUCCGAAUGUUGCAACAGGAAGAAAUGAAUAAACCGCGGUCGGUCCAUGGAAUAGCCCAUCUGCCACAACUUCGUGAAACCGAGCAAGAACAAGAUGGCGGAGUGGAAGAAACCAAAUCUGAAACACGAGAAGCACCACAAUUACAAAUUGAUCCAUCCAAACCAACAUUGUUUUUGGACGACGCCGAUCCCUUCACGGCGCGAGUCUGGAUUACCCUAUUGGAAAAGGAAGCGGAUCCCUUGCAUCCCACUGGAUUUCACGUCAUUCCCGUCUGCAACAUCAACGCGGGUGAUCCCGGAUUGCAAUUGCUCAAUUCGAUUAACCAAAAGACGUCUCCCGUGUUGGUGCACAAUGGAAACAUUUUUGCGGAUAGCAUUCGAGUUUCGGAAUAUAUUGACAAGGCCAUUCGGCAUCCACUGUAUCAUUCCAUUCCAUCACUUUUGCCAUCCAGACCCAUUGAUACCUUCAACAUGAAGACAUUUCUGAAGCGUCAUGCCAGGAUAUCAGAUGUCUUUUACAAUUUGAUGGAUAGUGACGAUGAUGAUGCCCGCCCCCAAUUGGCCCAAGAACUCUUUGACUUACUUGGUAUGAUUGACAGGGACUUGCAAAAGUUCCCAGGACCUUAUCUCUGCGGAUCUCAAUUCACUUUGGCGGACGUGAGUAUCUUCCCCUUUGUGGAACAUAUUAAUAUCAUUCUUGCCAGUUUUGGAGGAACCUCUAUUCCCGAAUCCUUGUCCUUUCUAUUGGAAUGGUAUGAGGUGGUAUCGCGGCGCCCGUCCGUUCAAAUGGUCACGGCGGAUCCUUUGAACACGGUAGGAACCAACGAUCAAGGCAAAACGCGAGUGGAAUACUUGAUUGAAUACCACCAACAGAGGUGCGACUAUGUGGCAGAUGCAUAG
This is a messenger RNA of Cylindrotheca closterium, 2274 nucleotides long. The record is from the annotation of a GenBank genome assembly. NCBI's taxonomy places the organism in Eukaryota, Bacillariophyta, Bacillariophyceae, Bacillariales, Bacillariaceae.